Messenger RNA from Notodromas monacha, 1291 nucleotides. NCBI's taxonomy places the organism in Eukaryota, Metazoa, Arthropoda, Ostracoda, Podocopida, Cyprididae. The record is from the annotation of a GenBank genome assembly.
AUCUGAUUCAUCCCAUGUGCGCAAAUAUAAUUUCACUGUAACAAGGAUUACGCUUCUUGAAUGCUUUCCUUAGUCGACCUUCCUAAGGUUUUUUCCUCUUUAUUAAAUUCUCUGAAAUUCUCUGUCUUAAAUUCUCUGAACUCGUAUCUCUAAUUUUGGGUUUUCCCUGAUUUCUGAGGGCAUCUGUUAGAAUCUUCUAGGGAUCAUGCGUGGCCUAGGGAUUAAUCGCAAGAUUGCGGUUUUCGUAGGGUUUUCAGUGUUUGCGUUGACAGCUGUGACGCUUUUGGGGAACUUUUUUGUAGUCUACGAAAAAUCUCUCAAAUUUUGUCGAAGUAAGCAAAAAGGAGAGUCCGUGCAUUUAGUUAGAGUUGGUGAUGAUGACAGACUGAUGAAGCUGGACGAGAUCGCUUCUAACAUUGCCCCUCCUUGUGAAGUUGGAUGUUAUAAAUUGGAAUCACCAAAUUCUAUCCAUUUUUCGCAAUUUUUGGAUCAGCGUGAAGUCUUGGAGGAGCUAUUCAAGGUUGAGGAGGAUAAGUUUUUUGUGGAAGUGGGAGCGUUGGACGGCGAGAAAUUCAGCAAUACCCUCUGGCUGGAACGAGAAAAAGGCUGGACAGGAUUGUUGAUUGAACCAGGGAAACGCAGUUAUUCGAAUUUAGUGACUAAGCGAAGGAAAUGUUGGACUGCCAACGCAUGCGUCAGUCGAUCGAAUCAUCAAGAGCAGCACGUAAAAUUUAUUGAAAACGUUGAUGCUCCAGAACUGUCGUCCUUCUUUCACUUGACGGAGCCGAUUUUCAACGUUACAUUACCCGGAAACCAUGAAAACAUAAUUGAAGUGUUCUGUCUUCCACUUGCCGAUUUAAUCCUGUCCUUAAAUAGGACCCGAGUGGAUUUUCUAUCCCUAGACACGGAAGGAGCCGAUGCUGAUAUCGUGCAAAACUUUCCGUGGCAUCGCAUUGACGUCAGGGUGAUCAUGGUGGAAAAAGGCCAAGGUGAGACGCCGAUUCGGAUUUACAAUCGCAUGAUUUCAGCAGGAUAUAAUUUGCACAAGGAACUCAACGUUGACUUUGUUUUCGUGAAGGCUUGAAAAGCGUGACAAUCUGUGCAUGACAUUGAGCUUCUGUCUGAAUAAGCGUGAUACUGUAUUUGACUCGAAAAUGCUUUUUUUUCGUUUCGUGAUUCUAAUAAAGCGAGAAAUUUUAUUUUUCUGCUCGAGAAUGUGUAUCUUCAACAGGAAUUUCAUCGGUCAAACUCCUCGAAUGAUUCAAUUGGUAUUGUGAAAUUUAUUUGCGGG